UAUUACGAAAUAUCAAUUUAAGACAAACAAUCGUCAAGUAUCCGAAUAACUGAAAACAAACUUAAAUGUGACAUAUAUAAGAUACGUUUGUACGUCUAUAACAAAAUAUAAACUACAACUGAACAGUAAAUACCAAAAUAUGUACAUGCAGCUGGUCUAUGCCUCCGGGUCCGAGUCCGAAUCUGGAUCUGGCUGCUGCUGAUGAUGUGAUGCUCGAGGUAGUGGGAGCGGUAUGACAGGUAACCUCUCUCUCUCAUCUAUCCUACGCCUCCCGAAUCAACCAACCCACCAAAUCCAUAAGCCUGUCAACGUCGGCUCGUAAAUGCGGAUCUGCUGCAGCUCCCGGGGCAUGACCUGGAAUAACGUGUCGUGGAAACUGGGGCGCCCCGGGAGGUGGUGGUGGCUUGGCAUUGCUGGUCCGUCUAAAUCCAUAAGAGGGUCCUGCACGAUCGCUGCAACAUCUGGCGGAUGAUAAACUAGAUCGAAUUGCUCCGGUAGGUCUCGCGGAACCCAUAUCAGAACUCCACGGGUUUUAAACCGUUCGCCGAGGACGUCAAACCUCUUAUUCAGCUUCAUCCCCCGUAACGUCUGAAAACUCAUCCGCGUCGGCGCUAUGGGCGGCAGUAACUGUGGGUCCACCUCCGUUAAAUGGCCCAAUGAAUGGGCAAUGACUGUCACAUACGUGCCGCCAUGCAAAAUUCUACGCUCCUGCCAGUGAUGGGCGGAGGUGAAGUACUGGGCUAGACCGUGUGCAAGUGCGCACGACCUUCUGUACAACAAACAAUAAAAGAAAAAGACGUCGAUGCUCGUACACCACUCACGGUUGUGGCCGCGAGCUGUAAUAGAAGUAGAGAUCAUCCUAUGUAGUUACCUACAGAUAGUGUUAGCGAAAUACGGAAAUAAAUAAUAAUAAUAAUAAUAAUAAUAAUAAUAAUAAUAAUAAUAAUAAUAAUAAUAAUAAUAAUAAUCACAAUAAUUACUGUAAUAAACGUACGUACCUCUACAAUGGGCCAUCAACAUGCUCUCCUUCGCCUUGUCGUGCUCCCAAGUACCUGCCCCCGCAACCAUCUUACAAAACCUUAAAAGAGUGGGUCUAUCAACCACUAUUAGCCCCUGCAUAUAAAUGUCCGUAGCGAUCUCCUCCUACAAGUAUAAACUAUAAACCACUAUGAACCGCAAACUCAGCUAGCGUCAUCGAACGCCAAACACUAGCAAGCCUAAAUGAAACCUCAGGCGGAGGGGGGGGGGGGAAGCAUGUGGCUGUGCAGGCGGCUGGUCGGCCCGAGGAGGGUGAAAUGUGAAUGUCGAUAAAAACUUGAUCAGCAGUUCCUUGUAGCUCGGCGUGUGCGCUAACUCAAAAAGACGAUGCGACGACGAAUCCAGGGGAAUGAAAUAACGAAGUCUAGGCGUCUCACCAAUAGCCUCCAGUGCAUCCCAGUCGUCUGCGACAUGCGAUCCAACGUGCAUCCUCCUAAGCUUCCCGCAAAAACGGGCGGCGUCGGUGCCAGGAGUAAACUCCAGGUAUGGGUGACUGUGCAGCGGAUCCACCGGCGGUAAUUUGGAAAAAAAACUUGUAUCGUCGUUGUGAUCAAAAUCUAGAAAACAUUGGUUUGUAAUUUGAAAAAAAAAACUUAACGCCGGUAUGUUUUUUUUAACGACGGACUAUUUUACAAACAAAAUGGAAGAGUUCGGAUUAUUGUGGGUAAUUAACUGAGUUGUGAUUAUUAUCGUCUAAAAAGAGACGGUUCGAAUUAUUAAAAUCCAAUUUGCCUUUUUUUUAAAUAUUCAACAUAAAAAAUGAAAAAAAAAAACUAAUCAUAUAAGUGUUGUCCAUGGAUAACUAACUAAGCUAUGAUUAGUUAAAUUUGCAUAACAUGGAUAACUAACUAACUAAUGGCGGACGAAACCUCAAGCACUAAAUUGGCAAUUUAGUCUUUUUUUUUUUUUUUUAUUUUAAAUAAAAGUUAAUUAAUUGCAAACCAUAUGUUGUAAAUAUGAGAACUGGCCGAGUUACAUCAAUAUCAGGUAGGCGAGCAACAAGCUGCGCCGUUACCCUUUUCGGAAUGCAAACUCAAGCAUAUUAAAGACAAACCCCUGCCCCCCUGUUGAUGAGCAACUGCUGUUGACAACCUUUUGGACCCUAGUCAACAAACGGAUAGCUUCUGGAGCUAGGGAGCCAAAGUUGUCGAAGGCGAAUGGGACAAAUGCAUGUUGGUUAUCAGUACACGCUUUAGCGUGUUUAUCCACCUUUUUUGAUUCCGCUUUCCUUAUAGCUUGUCCUGCUACAAACCCGUUUUCCCUUAAACCAGCUAAGGGGGAGACUCCUGUGAAAUCCACACAAGCAUGUUUCCCUCCCGCCCAGUCAAAGACGAGUAGAUCCGCUGGUCUUAAUGUAGAUCUCCCUUCCAUGAGAUCUGUAAAGAAAUUCACAGGGGCCUCCUUCUUGGCAAAAAAACCGCUUAGUCUUUAAAUUAAUAUUACAAGUUUAGAAGUGUUGAAUUUUAAGAAAUAUUAAACUAGAUUAUUAGAAGUGUUGAAGUUUAAGAAAUAUUAGAGUAGAUAAAUAAUAAUAGUUUAUAAUAUAAUAUAGCAAACAGGACCCACGCCCUCUUUAUUCUGCUAAUAUGUGGACCAAGACCCAGUAAACUUUAAAGUUCAAAGUAAACGCCAAAGUCAACUGUUUGUAUUAUUAUUUAUGCACAUCCAACAAGCAAGUAUACUCAUCCAAUCCAAGCCCCCAAGGUUGAAUACAAUAUAGUAUAAACAACAAUAUAAAGGCUGAAAAGUGUGUUCUCUGUUUGCAUUUUAUAGUUUCUAAGGUGUUGAUUUCAUAAGCUCUUCGGCUAAUAAGGUCAUUUUUGUGUCUUAAUUAAAUUCUAGUUUAUAAUGGGAACCAGAAGACUCUGCUUUCAGAGUUUCUUCUUGAUAUCCUUUUACCUGAUCCUUAUUGGGCUUGAUAGUAUGUUGGUUUCGGGCCAAUGUCAAAUCAACCAACGGUCAAUUUUGAUUCAGUUAAAAAACAAACUCCAGUUUGAUUCUUCUCUUUCAACAAAACUUGUGUCUUGGAACCCAAAUGCCACAGAUUGCUGCGCCUGGGGAGGUGUAACUUGCAGCAGCAGUGGCCAGGUCAUCGGCCUAGAUUUAAGCAACGAAACGAUUUAUGUUGGAGUUGAUAAUUCCAAUGUUCUUUUCAAUCUUAAGAAUCUUGAAAGCCUGAAUCUUGCUGCAAAUAACUUCAAUUUCUCACAGAUUCCUUCAAGAUUUGGCAGUUUUGCAAGUUUGAAGUACUUAAACUUGUCGAAUUCUUUGUUUUCCGGUCAGAUUCCUGGAGAACUAUCGCAGCUGAAAAUGCUAGAAGUUCUUGACCUCUCUUCACUAUUCCCAUACGGAACUCGUUCAUUAAGACUUGAAAACCCGAAUCUUGCUAUGCUUGUUCAGAACCUCACACGGUUAAGAGGUCUGUAUCUGGAUACUGUGAACCUAUCUACACAAAAUUCUAAUUGGUGCCAGAGUUUAUCUUCAUCUCUACCUGAUUUGGAGGUUUUAAGCUUGUCAGAAUGUCAACUUUCAGGGCCUUUAGAUGAAUCCCUUGAGAAAUUGCAGUCACUUUCUGUAAUUCGUCUAGCUAUAAACAACCUAAGUGCACCAGUUCCUGAUUUCUUUGCAGAUUUGAAGAAUCUAACUAUUCUAAAUCUUGGCUCUUGUAAUUUGCUAGGAACAUUCCCCAGUAAGGUUCUUCAGUUGAAGAAGUUACAGAUUCUUGAUUUAGCUCUUAACGAGAACCUUUCCGGUUAUUUACCAGAUUUUCCUGUUAAUGGAUCCCUUAAAAGUUUAGUGCUAAGCCACACGAACUUUUCAGGUGGGAUACCGGAAUCUAUAGGAAAUCUAAGGAAUUUAUCAAAAAUUGACCUUUGGAACAACAAUUUUAGAGGGCGAAUACCAGAGUCUAUACAAAAUCUCACCCAACUGGAGUACAUAGAUUUGUCAUCAAACAACUUUACUGAGCAAAUUCCAUCAUUUCAAAUCUGCAAGAAUCUUGCCCAUGUUGAUUUGUCCCGUAACGGUUUAUCCGGUAUGAUUCCUUCUGCUCACUUUCAUGAUCUUCAAAAUCUUGUUUCUGUUGACUUAGGAUUUAAUGAUUUUAGUGGAAGUAUACCUUCAUCUUUGUUCACUUUGCAAAAGUUGCAAUGGAUACGUCUUUCCAAUAAUAAUUUUGAUGGUUUACUUCCUAAUUUCACUAACCCAUCCUUAUCUUUAUUGGGUACACUUGAUUUGAGUAGUAACAAACUGAAGGGAGAAAUUCCAAGAUCUAUCUUUGAACUUCAAAAGCUUAGUAUCUUGUUAUUAUCAUUAAAUAACCUGAGUGGGACCAUAAGAACCGAAGAUUUUCAAGAUCGUUUAACGACUCUUGAUCUUUCAUUUAAUAACUUUUCGAUCAAAACAAGCGAUAACACCACCCUUGUGAAUCGUCUUCCGAAAUUCUCGACCUUAAAGUUGGCCUCGUGCAAUCUUGUAAAGUUCCCUAAUCUAAAAAACCAAUCAAGAUUGGUGACUCUUGAUCUUUCCAACAACAAAAUUGAAGGAAAAAUACCAACAUGGAUAUGGGAAGUGGGGAAGGGAAGUCUUUCUCAAAUGAAUCUGUCUCAUAACCGGUUAACCAGCCUUGAAGAGCCUUAUAAUUUUCCAUAUCUUUAUGCACUUGACUUGCAUUCCAAUCAUCUCAGUGGAGUGAUUCCAAUUCCACCACAAAGCGCCACAAUCAUUGACUAUUCAAACAAUCUUUUCAACUCAUCAAUCCCCGAAAGCAUUGGGAAAAUCCUCAGCUAUGCAUAUUUCUUUUCUGUUUCUAACAAUAUGCUCACGGGGAUAAUCCCGGCAAGCAUAUGCAAUGCUACCUUCCUAAAGGUUCUUGAUAUGUCAAACAAUCAGUUAAACGGAAGCAUACCGAAAUGCUUGAUCGAAUUAGGCAGCAAUCUUGGUGUACUAAACUUGGGAAACAAUAGUCUUAGUGGUCGAAUUGAGGGAACGUUUCCUAGCAACUGCGCGUUGAACACUCUAGAUCUGCACGAAAAUCAUCUGGAAGGGAAUAUUCCAGAAUCUUUAGUCAAUUGCUCUAUGUUAGAAGUGUUAAACCUAGGAAAAAACCUGAUAAACGACACGUAUCCAUGUUCUUUGAGUAAAAAUACCAACCUGCGUGUUCUUGUUUUGCGAUCCAACAAGUUACAUGGACCAGUGGUUUGUGGCCAAAACCAACACUACAAAUGGUCAAAGCUUCAGAUUCUAGACAUGGCUCACAAUAGUUUUAGCGGUACAAUGCCAGCAGAUUUUUUCCGGCAAUGGGGUGCUAUGAUGACCGAUGAGAAUGGACAAACUAAGAAGCACAUUAGCUUUCCGGUUCUCAUGCUUAGCGAAUUGUACUAUCAAGAUUCUGUGAUACUCACGGUUAAAGGACUUGAGUUAGAGCUGGUCAAAAUCCUUGAACUCUUCACCUCCAUUGAUAUCUCAAGUAACCAUUUUUCAGGUGAAAUACCAGGCACAAUUGGUCAACUCAAAGCACUGUAUCUUCUCAACAUAUCACAUAACGAGUUCACCGGCUCUAUCCCACCAUCUAUUCGAAAUUUGAGUCACCUCGAAUCAUUAGACAUGUCUUCGAACAGAAUAACCGGAGACAUCCCAUCUGUGCUCACAAGCCUUCCAUUCCUUUCUUCCUUUAACUUGUCAUACAAUCAUUUGGAAGGAAAAAUCCCAACAGGCAACCAAUUUAAUACCUUUGAUGAGAGUUCCUAUAUUGGAAACAAGAGACUAUGCGGGUUUCCUUUGAGCAGAGAUUGCACAAAUUCAACUGUACCCGUAGCAAACUAUGCAAAGGAAUCCCAAGAAUCUGAUAACAAAAUUGAUUGGCAAUCCGUAUUGUAUGGAUUUGGAUUUGGGGCUGCUAUAUCCGUCAUGUUUUCUGUAUGGAAGGGAUAUUCUUCUGGUGCAAGUAGACAAUCAAACUUGUCAAGAAGAUCACUUUGGUCCUAGUUCUCCAUUUUGUGUGUUAAGGUUUAUACAAUGAAAAGGACAUCAAGAAGAACAAAAAAACAUCAGACAGAAAUGAAAAUUCUGCUGAACGCAAUACCUUUUAACUUGUAUGUAAUAUCAGACCCAAUGAGUAAAGUACGUAGUCUGUUUGUUUUCUGAAA
This is a messenger RNA of Helianthus annuus (common sunflower), 6185 nucleotides long. RefSeq names its product receptor-like protein 7. Bases 2887 to 6024 code for a protein of 1045 amino acids. The transcript has a single exon. Gene Ontology annotation, molecular function: protein binding. The record is from RefSeq and is a predicted model, not a curated record. Lineage: Eukaryota; Viridiplantae; Streptophyta; Magnoliopsida; Asterales; Asteraceae.